This is a messenger RNA of Parnassius mnemosyne (clouded apollo), 240 nucleotides long. Lineage: Eukaryota; Metazoa; Arthropoda; Insecta; Lepidoptera; Papilionidae. The record is from the annotation of a GenBank genome assembly.
AUGGGAAUAUUUUUGUCCUGUUGUAAACCUUCAGCGUCGGAUGUUUUGACACCAGAUGCUGAGACCAGACGCAGACAGCAAGUGGAGGCAGCGGAAAAGAGACGUGCCGAAGAAGCUGCACGCGGGGUGAAAGACCCAGAGAAAGUUAAGAGAAUGCAGCAGCGAGCUGAAGAAAUGGAGCGCAGGGAGCAGGAGCUGCAGAAAGAUGGAGGGGCAACACUAAAGUGGACGGCUGACUGA